UGAUAGUUCCUCGGAUGCUCCCACCCCUUACGCUUCACGCAAUUCAUCUUCUCGACCAAUCGUGUCCCUCCCCAAAAAGUUUACGCCAUGCAGCCUAUAAGAACUGCCUAAGUUUCUCAAGUAUCAGAAAAAGACUUGUCCUCCCAGGAACCCAUCUAUGGAUACUUUGGUGUCUCCAAAGCCACACAGACGCACAGGUGGACCAGCUCAGUGACUUCCAUGAGAGGGGAAACCAGUUCUUGGACACUUUCUUGCCACCGUCUGCCCAAGUGGAGAUGUCUGAGGAAAAUCUGGGGGAAGAGUCGAGCAGCUCCCCGGUCUCUCCUGUGGACAGCCUGAGCAACAGCGAGGGGGAGUUGGACAGCAGACAGCCGAAGAGGUGUGGGAGGAAGAGGAGACCGAGCAGGAAAAACGGGGAGGACUCAGAUAGCCCGACCCCUGGGAAAAGAGGGAAGAAGUCCAGCAGCAGCAGCCCCCAGUCGUUCGAGGACCUCCAGUCUCAGAGGGUCAUGGCCAACGUCCGAGAGCGACAGAGGACUCAGUCUCUCAACGAGGCGUUCACAUCUUUGAGGAAGAUUAUCCCCACUUUGCCUUCAGACAAACUCAGCAAAAUACAGACCCUGAAACUUGCAGCCAGAUACAUCGACUUCCUCUACCAGGUGCUGCAGAGCGACGAGCUGGACGCCAAGAUGUCAAGUUGUAGUUAUGUGGCCCAUGAGAGGCUCAGCUACGCCUUCUCAGUGUGGAGGAUGGAGGGUGCCUGGUCCAUGUCAACAUCUCACUAACAUCUGGAGAAAUCAUGCCCUAAAUGGUGACUGCUGAAUAUCUACUUAUCACAUUCUGACGGGACAAAUCUGGAGUCCAAUGCUGGAUACAUGGGAUCACUAUUUAAACCAAAGACGGCAGAAGUUCUGGGGGAUGAUUUUUCUUUGCAGAGGCCCGACGUGUAGCUCCAUACACUCCCAUUCUGACGACGAAUGCUGAAAAUAUUGUGUUGGUUUUUAAGGAAGAGACAUUUCUAAUGCAUGUGUUGUUUCUGUGGAGGGUCAAAGUGUCAAAGCAGUUGUGAGACUGUCAACUGGUGGUGCAGCUCACAUUAUAGACUGUGUGGAUCUAACCUGUGCAAAAAAAAAAAUUCAGAAUACAUUUAUUUAUUUAUUGGUGAAACGUGUUGCA
Anoplopoma fimbria (sablefish) is the source of this 1176-nucleotide messenger RNA. It is a transcript of the gene twist1b, whose product is annotated as twist family bHLH transcription factor 1b. Bases 15 to 785 code for a protein of 256 amino acids. Lineage: Eukaryota; Metazoa; Chordata; Actinopteri; Perciformes; Anoplopomatidae. Gene Ontology annotation, molecular function: DNA-binding transcription factor activity, RNA polymerase II-specific; protein dimerization activity; RNA polymerase II transcription regulatory region sequence-specific DNA binding. The transcript has 2 exons. The record is from RefSeq and is a predicted model, not a curated record. Gene Ontology annotation, biological process: developmental process; regulation of transcription by RNA polymerase II.